Messenger RNA from Diaporthe amygdali, 321 nucleotides. RefSeq lists its product as uncharacterized. The transcript has 2 exons. The coding region runs from base 1 to 321 and encodes 106 amino acids. Lineage: Eukaryota; Fungi; Ascomycota; Sordariomycetes; Diaporthales; Diaporthaceae. The record is from RefSeq and is a predicted model, not a curated record.
AUGUGCUUCUGCUGGGUUGUGGUCAGCAUCGGCCGUUCAUGGGGUGAUUUGUCUCCUAUCACCGAAGUCCACAUCAGCCUCAAGGCUGACGGUGACGUGGGAGUACGGGGCGGUGCCAAUCGUGAGAUACCAUCAGCAUUUGGGUCCAUCCCGGUGAAAUAUGAUGUCUCUGAAAGCGUCCAGUCGGAGUCGAGUAUGGCUGUUGCGCCUGAAAUGGACUCAGGACCAGGUGAAAAGUCAAAUGAGCGAGGACAGCUGCAAUCACGAUACGAGCGACAAUGGUUGCAACUACUGCCUCGCGCUGGGAAGAUUACCGCGUGA